ACGAUGUCACUUUGGAGUGGAUGAGUAUUCUGGUAGGUUCUAUUCUGUAUGCAGUUGGAGUGGUCAUGAAGUGUUAUCUACAAGUCGUCUAAGUUGGAAGCUAUAUCUCAGACGUAGUUCAUCUAAUUCAAUAUAACGUCGUAUCUUGGCAUUCACCAUCGCGUUGGCUUCAUUUAUACAAAACUCCCUUCACCCUGACCUUCAUCUUGGCGGGAGUAUUUAACAGCUCGUCCUCAUCAUGGAUUCUCUCGUCAGCAACCAUGAAGACAUCCAUCUCUAUCUGGGCUACUGCCCUGUUGCAUCUCGCGGCCUCUGUCUCGGCUGCUGGCGUCACAGGUAAAGCGUUUGGCUUCGCGACAGGCACGACAGGCGGUGGUUCUGCAACGCCAGUUACUCCCACCACCAACGAUGAGUUGAUCAAAUAUCUCACUGGCGACGAACCCCGCGUCAUCCUCAUCGAUCGCACUUUCGACUUCACCCUGUCCGAAGGCACAGCUACAGAAACCGGCUGUAUCCCAGACAGCAACACCUGCGGCGAACAUGGCCAGAAUGCUCUCGACGGCCCCAACUGGUGCUCCUCCAGCUACCCCUCGGUGGAAGUAACCUACAACGUAGCCGCGACGGACCCGAUCUACGUGGGCAGCAACAAGUCGCUCGUCGGCGUAGGCUCCAAGGGCGUCAUCCGCGGCCGGGGUCUCAAACUCACCAGCGUCGAAAACGUCAUCAUCCAGAACAUCCACAUCACCGACCUCAACCCGCAGUACAUCUGGGGCGGGGACGCGAUCACCCUGGGCAACACGGAUAAGAUCUGGAUCGACCACUGCAAGAUCUCGCUGGUGGGUCGGCAGAUGAUCGUCACGGGCUUCGAUCCGGCGGGCCAUGUCACGAUCUCGCAUACCGAGUUCGACGGCAUCACGGACUGGUCGUCGAGCUGUAAUGGCGAUCAUUACUGGACGAUGCUGUUCCUGGGUAAGGAGGAUUAUAUCACGCUUGCGGAUAACUAUGUGCAUGAUUGCAGUGGGCGGGCGCCGAAGGUCGGUGGCUCGGGUGCGGUGACGAUGCAUGCGGUGAAUAACUUCUUCUGGAAUAAUCUGGGCCAUGACUUUGAUGUCGCCGAGGGGGGCAGUGUGUUGGUUGAGAAUAACUCGUUUAAUAACGUCACCACGCCGAUGACUGAGGCGAGCUCGACGGAGGGCGGGAAGGUGUUUACGGUUGUUUCGGGGGGUGAGAAGUGCGCUUCGUCGCUGGGGAGGAACUGUGGUGCGAAUACGCUGGUUGAGUCUGGCGAUUGGCCUUCUUUGGGGGAUACGAGUAUGCUCCAGACGAUUGGGGAUGCUGGUUCUGUGCCUGCGCUGAUCAGUCCGGUUACUGAUGUGGCCCACCAGGUUAUGGCUAAUGCUGGUGUUGGGAAGAUCUGAUGUAUUCUAUUAUUCUAUUUAUGCGACUUCUGACUGCAGUAUUUGUUUAC
Molecule: messenger RNA, 1468 nt
Organism: Aspergillus wentii DTO 134E9
Lineage: Eukaryota; Fungi; Ascomycota; Eurotiomycetes; Eurotiales; Aspergillaceae
Product: polysaccharide lyase family 1 protein
Exons: 2
Coding region: 261-1418 (385 amino acids)
Molecular function (GO): pectate lyase activity
Source: RefSeq, a predicted model, not a curated record